Molecule: messenger RNA, 6606 nt
Organism: Drosophila montana
Lineage: Eukaryota; Metazoa; Arthropoda; Insecta; Diptera; Drosophilidae
Gene: Shab
Product: Shaker cognate b
Exons: 6
Coding region: 1085-3631 (848 amino acids)
Biological process (GO): potassium ion transmembrane transport; protein homooligomerization
Cellular component (GO): membrane; voltage-gated potassium channel complex
Molecular function (GO): delayed rectifier potassium channel activity; protein binding
Source: RefSeq, a predicted model, not a curated record
CCACAGCUGAAAACGGACGUGUCGUGACGUGUUGUGUUCUGUCUCGCCUUGAGGGUACUCAAAAUUCUCGACUCUUGCCCGAGUGUCUGUCCGUGUGCGCCCAAGGGCCGAAAACAAAACGAACGGUACACACAAAAAAAAAAAAAAAAGAAAAGAAAAGAAAAUUUAAAAAAUAUAAAUAAAUAAAAAUAGGUAAAUACGAGCGUGGAAAAUGUGUGUAAAAAUAUGCUAGCGCAUUAAUGUUAAUGCAUCGGCUGUUCUCACCUUGAAAACCGAACGCGUUGCGGUCUCCGAUGCCGUUUCCGAUGCGUAGAGCGCGUGUGUCUGUGACAAAUUGUGUGGCCAUUUCAAGCGGAAAAUGUAAGCUAAACAAAAAAAUGCCUCUCAGUGCGUAGGCUCAAAAGCAAGCAAAGCGUAAAGCUCGCGACAUUUUCAACUCUAAAACUCUCUCUGUUAAUUCUGGCCUCUAAACCUUAUACCUGCAAUAUAUAUACACACAUAUAUAACUCUCGAUAUAUAUAUAUAUAUAUAUAUAUAUACAACUGUGCGUGUACUUCUAGCCAGCUAUCUACCAACAAAAACACAUAGCAUAUUAGAGCCCCACAAAAUGCUGCCAAUUAUCGCCUAAGCCAGCCGCAGUUCGAAUCAAAAUCCAAUUAAGCCCAAAACCUAGAAAUAAACUGUGAUCAUAGCUUAAACACGCAACAAAUACAACUACAGUAACAACAACAAGAAAAACAACAACAACGACCAGCAACCAGCAUAUAAAAACAACGCCACACAAAGACAUGAAGGAAAGCUGCCAGCAACUCACACAGACCCACAGCAAGGAGCAGUCGAAGCCAAAGCUGACUCUUAGCCAGAAACAGAGCCAAAGACAAAGCCAGAGCCAGCUACAGACCGUAUCUGGUGCCCAAUUGCUGAAUUUAUAGAUCUCCAGAUAUUGAAAAUUGAAAUCAAUUGCGCACAAGUAGCAGCAAAUAGGCAAAAGGAAGCCAAUUAAGUCAAAGGACUGAGACAGAACAACGGCGGGACGACGGUGGUGGCUGUAAUGACAACAAUUGACGCGAUGUAGCGCAGACUUAUGGUCGGCGAACGCGACAGGGACCGUGAGGCGGUACGCUGGGCAACGGGUGAAACAACACCGCUUCAAAACAAUAAUGGAGUGUUACAAAUGGUCGGGCAAUUGCAUGGUGGACAGGCUGCUGGCCAACAACAGCAACAGCAACAACAAAGUCAACAACAACAGCAGCAGCAACAACUGCAACAACAACAGUCAAAGCAACAGCAACAGAAACUUCAACAGAAACAGCUACCACAACAUCCGGAACUGUUUUAUCAGCAACACGAGGCAGCUGCGCGUGGACUGCAACUUGCGGGCGCAGCCGACGGCGGCGAUAAUCAGCCCUAUUACGAUACAAGCGGUAAUGUCGAUUGGGAGAGAGCGAUGGGAACCGGUGGAGCUAGUUCAUAUGGUUGCCUCGGUGGAACUGUCACAGCAACUGGCGGCGCUGCUUAUAACGGUAGCGCAGCUGCUGCCGGCGGCGCUGUUAUCCUCAACAAUCGCCACAUGGAUUUUGCUGAUGGCGUCGGCAUUGCUGGCCCAUCCGCCGCAUCAGCAGCAACGCACACAACAGCUGCUGCUCUCGGCCUGGGAGCUGCUGCUGGAGGCAGCCUCGGCAGCGGAGCGACGCAGAUCGCAGGUGCCGCUGCCGCUGCCGCUGCCGGCGCCGCUGCCGGCAGCAGCACCGGGGCCAUUGGCAAGGAAGUUCGUUACGCUCCAUUCCCAGUUACAUCACCAACGCAUUCAAAUCCCACAACUUCCCAGCAGACUCUUGCGCUGCAGCAGCAGCAGCUGCAAAUGGCACUCAGUGGUGGGGCAGGCGGUGGUGGGGGAGCCGGCAGCGGCAUUGGUGGUGGCAGCAUUGGCGGCCCCACUGGCAGCCUCGGCGGCGGGAUCGGGGGUGCUAGCGGUGUGGGUAGUGUUGGCGUUGGUGUCGGAGUUGUUAUGCUGCCGCCCGGUGCUGGCUCAAAUGCUGGCAUUAGCCUGGGCAAUACAACUGGCGCAUUGCAGCGGACACAUUCCAGAUCCAUGUCUCCCAUACCGCCGCCGGAGCCGUUCAUGAUAGCACAAUCGAGGCAAAUGAACAGCCGCGUCUCCAUCAAUGUGGGCGGUGUGAAGCAUGAGGUGCUGUGGCGCACAUUGGAACGCCUGCCGCACACGCGGCUGGGCAGGCUGAGGGAGUGCACCACCCAUGAGGCCAUCAUAGAGCUGUGCGAUGAUUACUCGCUGGUUGACAACGAGUAUUUCUUUGAUCGUCAUCCGAAGAGCUUCAGCUCGAUAUUAAAUUUCUAUCGCACCGGGAAACUGCACAUUGUGGAUGAAAUGUGCGUGCUUGCGUUUAGUGAUGAUCUGGAGUAUUGGGGCGUUGACGAACUGUAUCUGGAGUCGUGUUGCCAGCACAAGUACCAUCAGCGCAAGGAGAACGUGCACGAGGAGAUGCGCAAGGAGGCCGAAUCGCUGCGGCAGCGGGACGAGGAAGAGUUCGGCGAAGGUAAAUGCGCUGAAUACCAAAAGUAUCUCUGGGAGCUGCUCGAAAAGCCCAACACCAGCUUCGCGGCUCGGGUUAUCGCAGUGAUAUCCAUACUAUUCAUAGUCCUGUCUACCAUAGCCCUGACGUUGAACACCUUACCACAACUACAACACAUUGACAAUGGUUCACCACAGGAUAAUCCGCAAUUGGCAAUGGUUGAGGCCGUGUGUAUCACGUGGUUUACCCUAGAGUACAUACUUAGGUUUAGCGCCUCACCGGACAAGUGGAAGUUCUUUAAGGGCGGCCUUAACAUAAUCGAUCUAUUGGCAAUACUCCCAUACUUUGUUUCGUUAUUUUUAUUGGAAACGAAUAAGAAUGCAACGGACCAGUUCCAGGAUGUGCGCCGGGUGGUGCAAGUAUUCCGCAUCAUGCGCAUCCUGCGAAUCCUUAAGCUGGCCCGUCACUCAACGGGCCUGCAGUCGUUAGGCUUUACGCUGCGUAACUCAUAUAAGGAACUCGGUCUACUAAUGCUGUUCCUGGCCAUGGGCGUUCUCAUAUUUUCUUCGCUGGCAUAUUUUGCCGAAAAGGAUGAAAAGGACACAAAAUUUGUUUCAAUACCGGAAACAUUUUGGUGGGCGGGUAUUACAAUGACAACUGUUGGCUACGGGGACAUCUAUCCCACAACUCCACUGGGAAAGGUUAUUGGUACUGUGUGUUGCAUAUGCGGUGUUCUGGUAAUCGCUUUGCCUAUUCCCAUCAUCGUUAACAAUUUUGCUGAAUUUUAUAAGAAUCAGAUGCGACGCGAGAAGGCCCUCAAGCGGCGCGAGGCGCUCGAUCGUGCCAAGCGCGAGGGUAGCAUUGUCUCCUUCCAUCAUAUCAAUCUAAAAGAUGCGUUCGCCAAAUCAAUGGAUCUCAUCGAUGUGAUUGUAGACACAGGCGAGAAAAAUACGCUGAUUGAGCCUCCGCCCUUGCCCUCCUUCGGCACGCCCCGUCGUCGGGCUUUGUCCGCUCGCAUACAGGAGCUGAAUCGCAGUUUGUUAGAGGAGCGCGACACCCAACAGCAGAACAGCUCCAGUGACAACGAGGACAGUCGUUAGAGCAGACAGAGAGCAGCUGCCCGAGCGCGCAACCACAGCAACAACAACCGAUACCCUACAGACCACAGGGCGAACCCGGGCAGAGCCGAGCAGAGCCCCCCCAUCUUACACUUAACCUAAAAUAACUAGUAGAAGAGUAUCGUAAAGCUAAACUGUUAUUGUAAAUGUAAAUUAGACAAUGCAACUUGUUAUGUACCAACUAAAGAAAAAGACACCCCACAUACAUACAUUCGACACACACACACACAAAACACACCCGCACACACACACACACACAACUUAGUCUUAGGCAAAAACUGUAAACGAAUUGUUAUUGUAUAUGUGUAUGCGAGCAACCAAGUACUUCCUACAAGCUACUCCUACAGUAAAAUCCAGUAUCCGGUUCACUGUUCAUAGUUAGUGCUAGCUAUAUAGACAUUGGCUUCCAAUUGGCCGUUUGCUGUUUAAAGGUGAAAACUCCAAUCAAAAUGAAUUACUUGAUGUACUUCCGUUUAAGCGAGGCUAUCGAAAUUAAAUGUUGUGAUUAUAUAUAACUGCUUUUAGGCGCCCUAAACAUACGAACACACUGAAUACAGAUAUAUACAUUUCGACUAGCAUACAACCUGCCACACACAGACACACACACACACACAUACACUAGCUCAUACACACAUAUGCCGCUGCUUGAAAAACCUGCCACAUUGCGCAUACGCAACGUUGCCAACUCGCAGCGUUGCGAGUGCGCAGCUCGUGAGAAGAUUUCUCUUUCAACUGUGCGCUAAAUUGAAAGUUUUGUUAAUUGCCGUAAUGCGUUUUUGUCUUAAAACUAAAUGCCAUCAGCACUUGAAAAUAUUAUUGAAAUGUCUUAGAAAAAAACAAAUAUAAAACUGUGUCGAUUUUGUCACAUCGACAACACAAUUCAUUCGGUGUCGCAUCUGCUCAAAUUUGCUGAUGUUACCAUUUGAUUUAAUUUGCUGCCUAUUUAUGCAUUUUCUUUUAAAUACAACUAUUUUGUUUUGCCUUACAUUUAAACUAAGCAAAACUUUCAAGAGCUCUCAAACACACCAUUGUGUGGUAUUAUUUCUAAUAUUUACACGUUUCCACUGCAUCGCAUUUGCAGCACAGUGGAAACGUGGCUUGGUAGCGUGGCUUUGUGUGUAUGUGGCUAACUUGAAUGGAGUGUGGGACCAAGAGCACUGUUCCCAUUCCCAAUACUAACACAACACGCCAAACGCGUCAAAAGAGAACGUUGAAAACAAUCCGCGUAAGCACAAUUUUAAUUUAGUAUAAACGUAGCUAUUAACUAGGCCUAUAUCUAGCGAAACUGAACUUCCCUAGCAUUUGUUGAGCACAAUAGUCAAAAGUGAUAAAAACAAAAAGCGUAAAAUACAACCAUUUCGGCCACUCCGAAGCUUUUAUACCCUUGCAGGCAACAUUUGGAUAGUUCAUUAUAUCUAAAUUCCAAUAACGCCCUCAACUUUAAGACAUGUGUAUUUCGUCAAAUAUAUUCUAAAAUCUUGUAAUCUCUUAGCACUGAAAUUGGAAAUGGGGACAGACAAAAGAGACAGACCUGCAGGGGCAUAAAUUAAGAAUCCCUCCAAAAUUGAAUGCAGCUUAGAAAGAAAACUAUCUAACUGUAGUACUGAGAUCCUGGGCCAGCGUUAUAUGGGCUCAAUGAUCCGGCCACAUUUAUGCAAAAGCCAGCCUUAUUUAUGAAAUUAGUUGUUGUAGCUUAAAGAGAUUAAGCUUAGUUUAUAAUUUAGUGAGCGCGCCACGCACAUUGUGGACAUCAAAAUUGUAUGUAGGUAAACAUAUAUUCAACAUAUUUAUCAAUUAAAACUUAGCAAAUUAUGGCAGAAUGUUCCUAACAAUGCAUAGGUAAACUUCAGAAUAAAAAGCCCAAAAAAAACCGAAAAAUAAAUAAAUAAAAAGCAAGUAUAUAUAAAAAUAAAAUGCCUUAUUUAAAGCAUAACGCGCUUAGUUUGCAGCAACAAAAUGUUUUUAUGUUUCAUUUAAAUGAAACAAUAAACUCGAUGUGUACUCGUAAGACUAUUUAUCCAUAGCAGUUGCAGAGCAUGUAACGAGCAGAAUAAAAAUGAAAUUUUGUUAAGUGUUGAAAUAAUUGUAGAUCUAAGCUAAACGCGCUGAGCAGUUAAAUGAAGUUAUACAAAAUAUAUAAAGCCCAUUAAUGAAAAAACAAACUAACUAAACGACUUAAUAUUUCGUCAUUUUUUUCUAUGAUUUCAGUUCAAAAUAGUUACAAAUUUCUGUUGAUUUGCAUUGCAAUUAAAUUGAAUACAAUAUGUGUAUAUUGUUCAAAUAUUUCUAUCAUUGUGCACAGUUCAAAAUUGCAUAGUUAAAUAUCGGAUAGGAUUAUGAAAACCUUGAAAACAAUGCUUCAAGCGACAAAAGCCUUUUACGUGCCUUUUACUUCCAGACUCGUUUAUACUUUCGUCCAGUGUAUGUGUGUACCCAUUUCUUUAUUUUGUCUUUAUAUUCUUCUGUACGCUCCUAAACUCAAUGCGUCAGAGAGUAGAGUUUUGUAACUAAGAUAUCUGCUCGCAAAAACGCUGCAUGCAUCUAUAUAUCUAUCAACUAUCUGCAUACAUCAAAUUCGAAUAGAAACUCUACGCUCCUAAUGCUCAAGCCGUGUGUAUAAACAACAACAACAACAUGCCUACAUAUAUAUAUAAUUAUUAUUACUCGUAUUUAUCCAAAAUUCUUGUGUCUGUACACUCAUACAUUUUGUGUAUUUUGUAUCUGUACUAUUGUAAACUGUCAACUAUUGUGUGUCUGUGAAUUAGCAAUAAAACCAAAAUCUAAUACGCUGUAUUUCAUUUAACAACACCCUAUAUCGUAUGUACUUAUCAUCUAACUACUUAUAUGACUGCAUUAACGAUAUUUAAAGAUGUGUUUAAUGCUUGACAAAAAGCCCUUUAAAAUACAUAUCAUUAUUUGCUUUAACUGUGUGCCUUUGUCAAGCCUUGAAUUUAGCC